Messenger RNA from Cetraspora pellucida, 195 nucleotides. NCBI's taxonomy places the organism in Eukaryota, Fungi, Glomeromycota, Glomeromycetes, Diversisporales, Gigasporaceae. The record is from the annotation of a GenBank genome assembly.
UACGUCUACAACGGGUAUAUUCUUUCUUGCCAAUACGUUGGCCGACUUUCUUCUGUAUAUUGGCUUCUUCCUUCACAUAGUGUGUCAGUAAGGUGUCGGUACAUCGUUUCAAGAGGCGAUACUUUCUUGUCAAUACAUUGGCUUUCUUUCACACGGUAUGUUGGGGGUCAGACGAUCUCACAGUCACCACCAAAU